Molecule: messenger RNA, 348 nt
Organism: Prunus armeniaca (apricot)
Lineage: Eukaryota; Viridiplantae; Streptophyta; Magnoliopsida; Rosales; Rosaceae
Source: the annotation of a GenBank genome assembly
AUGAUUGCGGAAAAUUUGUUUCAACUGGUCGAAAAAGUUUACCGUACCUGGUUCCAGCCAAUAAAACCAAUUCAGAGCUGCCCCAUCCAAGGUAGAUGGGAACAACAGGCAUUUGCCUUCAUCGGUUGGUGUCCGGAUUUGAUUCUGCUCUUCCUCAAUCCGAUUGACUUUUUGAAGGAGGAGGCGGAUUGUAGGAUCGGUAUGAGGGAGGUUGGUCCCGAAGGGUUCUGCCGUUUGGGGGCCGGUUGGGAGGCGACCCUCGUGUCCUUAUGCCUCGUGGCCCGCCGUCGGACGUUCUUGCCGCCGAUCGUUCCUUCUGGCCAAUCCGGAUGUCGUCGACUGGCGUGA